CCCCUUUCCUUGACCCGUGACCCCCCUGGACCCCCCAAAUCUCCAUGUCCCUCCAGUUCUCCACUCCCUGCGUUUCCUGUCUGUGGCGGUGACGGAGCCCAGCCCGGGGAUCCCUCAAUUCAUGGUGUUGGGAUACAUGGACGGGAUCCCCUUCAGCCGCUACGACAGCGAGAGACGCCGGAUGGAACCGCAGACGCCGUGGAUGGCGGCUGAACCUGAGACGGAAUAUUGGGAUGAAGGGACCCAGAUCGAAGAUAGGAACCGGCUUGUGGCUGUCACCAACCUGGAGAUACUGCGGGACCGGUACAACUGGAGUGGGGGUCUCCACACGCUGCAGCGGCUUUAUGGCUGUGACCUCCUGUCCGACGGGAGUGUCCGUGGAUCCAGGCGGGAUGGCUUAGACGGGCGGGAUUUCAUCUCCUUCGAGCUGGGAUCCAGGAGCUUCGUGGCGGCCGAUGGAGCUGCCCAGAUCACCAAGAGGAAAUGGGAAUCUGAUGGGACCGUGGUGGACUAUUUCACCAAUUACCUGGGGAACACCUGUCCGGAAGAACUCCGGAAAUUCAUUGGAUACGGGCGAGAGGUACUGGAGCGCAAAGGUGAGGGAGACAGAAUUCCCAUGGGAAUGUGGGACUUGGGAAUGUGGGAUUUGGGAGGGUGGAACUGA
Molecule: messenger RNA, 664 nt
Organism: Empidonax traillii (willow flycatcher)
Lineage: Eukaryota; Metazoa; Chordata; Aves; Passeriformes; Tyrannidae
Product: class I histocompatibility antigen, F10 alpha chain-like
Exons: 2
Coding region: 122-664 (180 amino acids)
Biological process (GO): immune response
Cellular component (GO): external side of plasma membrane
Source: RefSeq, a predicted model, not a curated record